AUGGCUUUCACGAUUGACGCCGUGAUAGAAGCGAUCAGCAACGAAACUUUUGCUAUGGACGCUAGUGGAAUAUCAUCAGAUGAAGAAGAAGACUUGGACAGACGUUUGGUGAUGUCAGAUAGCGACCGAAGGCAAGUAUUUUCAUGUUUUUAGCAAACAGAUGUUUUCAUGUCAUGGCCGAAGGAUUAAAUUUACAUUCGACGCAACGUGAACUUUGACGCAUAUUUUCCAUAAGAAUUUUGUCUCUAGUCUAAGAUCUGAUACGAAAUAUAAUAAAUAUACAAAUAAUCGAUGUAAUAAGGCAUUUAUAUGAUAGUUCUGUCAUUUAUAUUGCGACAAAAAUCAAAGGUUUGAACCGAUAUCAAAAUGUGUGAGCGUCCAUGUUGCACACGUGUCAUAAGUGGGCAUUUAAAAAAUUAAUUUAUGCAUUUUUGUUUAUAUGAAGUAAAAUAAUACCAUGUUUAUAGUAUUUUAUUUUUUUAUAGUGAUGAAGAACCUGCUGAUGAAGAAGAUGAUGAUUUUGAAGCAGAUGACGAGGAUCCAGAUUGGGAGGAGGAUGGUGAUUUAGGGGAGGGUAGUGGUAGUAGGGGCCGAUCCCCAAUUAGGAGACGGGCUGACUCCCCUAAUGGUACUUCUGGCAAUAGGGGAAGGGGCAAUAGAGGAAGGUGCAGUAGGGCCAGGGGCGGUAGGGCUAGGGGUGGUAGGGCUAGGUGUGGUAGGGCCAGGGUUGGAAGGGCUAGGGAUACCGGGGCCAACAGUAGUAGUAAAUCUUAUGAUGAUGCGGACAUUAGGAAUGCCCUCCCUUUCAACCAAGCCGUCCGCCAGGAAUUCAUUUUGACAGGCAUGUCUUGCGGGGAGGAAUGACAACUGAAUUAGAAUUUUUUCGUCUCUUCUUCACCACCGAGAUGAUAAAAUCAGUUGUUGCCCACAACAAGGGGGGCCUGGAAAACAACUACUGAAGAUGAAAUAAAUCGUUUAAUUGCUAUUUUGAUUUAUUUCGGUCUGGUACGUGUAGACACAGCAGUUGAAAAGUAUUGGAGCACAAAGACCCUUUACCACGGUCUCUAGGCAAGGAAAAUACUUUCCCGUAAACGUGUGGGUAUUAUGUAUUUUUUAAUAAUUUUUUUUCAUCCCCUAAGUUAGUCCAAGAUUUGUUCAUGAAUGGGACCCCAUCAUCAGGCACAUGUAAAACUAACAGGGAUGGUUUCCCCGAAUCCAUGAAGGAUGUGAAGGUGUGGGCGAGGAAGUUGGAGCGAGGAAGCAUGCGAUGGGCAAGGGAAUCCUAUGUGUUAACCCUGCAAUGGGUUGAUAACAGGCCUGUUUCCUUGAUUACAUCAAUUGAUUACGCGAAUGAUAAAACGGAUGUGGAGAGAAGGACGAAAACGAAAGGAGUGUUUGAAAAGGUGAUUGUAAGCCAGCCCUAUGCAUUUCAUAGAUAUAACCAGUACAUGAACGCAGUAGAUAGGUCAGACCAAAUGCUUGCAUGUCAUAAUGUAAAUCGUAAGUGUUAUCGAUGGUGGAAAACAUUAUUCUUCCACUUAAUAGAUAUGGCAACUGUUAACAGUUUCCUUCUAUUUCAAAGCCAUCGUAACAGUGACCCGGGUAAUCCGGCAUUGCAUCGCAAGUCCACAUAUACUAUAGUUGAUUAUAGGGAAGAGCUGGUUAGACAGCUUUGUGGGUUAGCAGAGUAUGAUAGACCUCCUGUGAAUGAGCGAGUGCAGGCUGUUCCUCCCCCUGAUCAGUUUUGUACUGCCCAUCUACCUAAAACGGCAGCAAAUGGUGUAAGAAGGAAUUGCGUUGUUUGUUACGUGGAAGGUCGAGGGGAGAGGAAGGUUUCUACUUAUUGUACUGCCCCUUAG
Paramuricea clavata is the source of this 1859-nucleotide messenger RNA. The record is from the annotation of a GenBank genome assembly. Lineage: Eukaryota; Metazoa; Cnidaria; Anthozoa; Malacalcyonacea; Plexauridae.